Molecule: messenger RNA, 1698 nt
Organism: Trichoplax adhaerens
Lineage: Eukaryota; Metazoa; Placozoa; Uniplacotomia; Trichoplacea; Trichoplacidae
Exons: 15
Coding region: 1-1698 (565 amino acids)
Biological process (GO): proteasome-mediated ubiquitin-dependent protein catabolic process
Cellular component (GO): GID complex
Molecular function (GO): protein binding
Source: RefSeq, a predicted model, not a curated record
AUGCAAUCUAGCGAUGCUGUUCGAGAAUCAGAAGCUGAGCGUAUGAAAGCGUCGAUUUCCUCUUCUACAAAAUUGGUUAAUUCAGUAAAUUCGAAUGGCGUUCAUGACGUUGUUAAUGGAAACUCUGAUAAAGCACUAUUACCGACUGUUAAACUUUCACAAGACGAACAAGAUGUAGUUAGGCUGAUUGGUCAGCAUUUGCUUUCGUUAGGGUUAAACCGUGCUGCUGAAGAAUUGGUCCUCGAAUCAGGCUGCAUGUUGGAGCACCCUAUAGCUGUGAAAUUUAAAGUGUGCGUUUUAGAAGGGAAUUGGGAUAAGGCGGAGACACUUCUUUCAGAAUUUAGACCUAUGCUAAAGUCUGAAAAGAAUUUAAAGAAAAUUAGAUUUCUUAUUUUGGAACAAAAAUACUUAGAACUUAUUGAAGAUAAUAAAGAAAUUGAUGCAUUGAUUUGCUUAAGAAAUGAAAUUACUUCAUUAAAGUAUAGUAUUGAUAGAGUCCACGAAUUAAGUCGGUUAAUAAUGUGCAGUAACAAAGAAGACUUGCGAAUACAAGCCAGUUGGGAUGGAAAAGGCGCCCUAUCGAGACAAAAGCUUAUGGACAAACUUCAAGGUUAUAUUCCGCCAACAUUACUGUUACCUCCUAAUCGAUUGCGGAUGCUGUUAAGACAAGCGAUGGAUUUACAUAGAGAGAGAUGCUUAAUUAAUAACACUAAGAUUACUGAAGAAUCAUUACUGGCUGACCACUCUUGUAAUAGGCAUAAUUUACCUUGUAUAACGAAACAAAUUUUAACUGAUCAUAGUGACCAAGUUUGGUAUGUUCAGUUUUCACACGAUGGCCAAAAAUUAGCUACUGGAUCUAAAGAUACUAGUGUAAUAAUUUGGAGGCUAAAUAAUGGAAAGUUUGAAAAAGUGCAAAAAUUUAAAGAUCGUGCUGACUGUGUUAGUUUCUUGGCAUGGAGUCCUGACGAUAAAUAUUUGCUCAUUUGUGGUCCUGAGAGCGUUUCAGAUGCAACUGUUUUAAACGUUGAGACCGGUGAAGUCCAGUGUAGGGUACACAAUUAUUCAGAAGACCAAUUAAUGUUGGGUGAUUGGACAAAAGAUGGUCAAAAAUUUGUAGUAGCUGGUCCGAAGGGCCAAUUUUAUGAAUGUAAUUUAGAAGGGACUGUGCUUAAAUCGUGGGAUGGGGUUCGUGUACAAGGCCUUCGAUGCCAUAAAGAUGGUAAAACUGUACUUGCCGCGGAUACCCAUAUGCGUAUUAAAUCGUAUAAUUUUGCAGAUAAAACAGAUCGAUUUAUAUUACAGGAAGAUCAUCCUAUAAUGUCGUUUGACCAAUGUAAAAGUGGACGCUAUGUCGUAUUAAACAUGUCUGGUCAGGGGCUACAUUUAUGGGAUAUCAAGACUAGUUGUCUAGUUCGUAAAUUUAGAGGUGUAAAGCAGGGAAAUGAUGCAAUAUUUUCCUGCUUUGGAGGAAUAGACGAUAGUUUUGUGGCCAGUGGUAGUGAAGAUCAUGAAGUUUACAUAUUUCAUGUAAGGCAUGAGUCACCUGUAGCUGUGUUAUCCGGCCAUACUAAGACAGUAAAUUGUGUUAGUUGGAAUUCCAAUGAUGUAAACAUGAUUGCUUCGGCUAGUGAUGACGGUACUGUACGUAUUUGGGGUCCAUCGGAUUCUGAUAAUGAGGACGAAUGUACCUACUUUUAG